Molecule: messenger RNA, 225 nt
Organism: Peromyscus leucopus (white-footed mouse)
Lineage: Eukaryota; Metazoa; Chordata; Mammalia; Rodentia; Cricetidae
Product: elongin-B-like
Exons: 1
Coding region: 1-225 (74 amino acids)
Biological process (GO): transcription elongation by RNA polymerase II
Cellular component (GO): VCB complex; elongin complex
Molecular function (GO): protein binding
Source: RefSeq, a predicted model, not a curated record
AUGUUCCAGCUAAAGCGUGUUGUCCAAGGCAUCCUCCAGAGGCCUCCAGAAGAACAGCGGCUGUACAAGGAUGACCAGCUCCUUGAUGACAGAAAAACUCUGGGCGAGUGUGGCUUCACUAGCCAGACAACACGGACACAUGCGCCAGCCAGAGUGGGCCCGGCCUUCGGUGCAGAUGAUGCCUUUGAAGCUCUGCACAUUGAGCCCUUCUCCAGCCCUCCAUAG